Solanum verrucosum is the source of this 1136-nucleotide messenger RNA. RefSeq names its product jasmonate-induced oxygenase 4. Bases 102 to 1106 code for a protein of 334 amino acids. The transcript has 3 exons. NCBI's taxonomy places the organism in Eukaryota, Viridiplantae, Streptophyta, Magnoliopsida, Solanales, Solanaceae. The record is from RefSeq and is a predicted model, not a curated record.
CGGCCGUUCCCGGUGACCGUCUCACCUCAAUCACCGGUCCUCAACCACUGAAUUUCAAUAUUCCGAUCAUUCCUACCUUUGUAAAUUGUAACUAAAAACUCAUGGAGACUCUGAGAGUACAAUUAUUGGCUGAAAAAGGUGAGAUCGCAGUACCAUCACAGUACGUACAACCACCGGAAACCAGACCACAAAUAGAAAAAACUAACGUCAAAGCAGCUGUACCAGUAAUCGAUCUCAGUUCACGAACGAACCUUCUCGAUGAACUGAAGAAAGCGUGCAAAGAAUGGGGAGCAUUUCAAGUGAUAAACCAUAAGGUUCCGAUUAGUUUGUUGGAUGAUAUGAGGCGUGUUGGUCGCACUUUUUUUGAAGGUCGCACAAUGGAAGAGAAGCUUAAGUAUUCUUGCGAUUCUGCUUCUCCUGCUUCUGAAGGAUAUGGCAGUCGCAUGCUUGUAGCAUCAAAUGACACGGUUUUGGAUUGGAGAGAUUAUUUCGAUCACCACACUUUGCCUUCAUCACGUCGCAAUCCUUCUCAUUGGCCCGAGUCUCCGGCCGAUUACAGAAAAGUUGUGGCAGAAUACAGCGAUCACAUGAAAGCUCUCGCACAGGAACUUCUUGGUUUAGUCUCUGAGAGUCUAGACUUGACAUGUCAGUGCAUAGAAAAUGUUGUUGGGGAGUUUUACCAAAAUAUCACUAUUAGUUACUAUCCACCCUGCCCUCAACCAGAGCUUACUCUUGGACUGCAAUCACAUUCUGACUUUGGUGCUAUUACACUUCUCAUCCAAGAUGACGUGGGGGGUCUUGAGGUUUUCAAUAAUGGAGAAUGGGUUUCUGUAAAUCCAAUGUCAAAUGCUAUCUGUGUGAUCUUAGCAGACCAAACUGAGAUCAUAACUAAUGGCGAGUACAAAAGUGCUCAACACCGGGCAGUGACGAAUGCUGGAAGAUCCAGACUCUCAGUUGCCACAUUCCAUGACCCUUCCAAGACCAGGCAAAUUUCUCCAGCUUUCCAUCCGCCUAGAUAUCGUCCAGUGAUUUAUGGCGACUAUGUCUCCUCAUGGUACACUAAAGGGCCAGAAGGGAAGAGGAACCUUGAUGCACUUCUACUUUAAUUGUUAUCUCUCUUUCUGCAAUUAUUCAUU